This is a messenger RNA of Meriones unguiculatus (Mongolian gerbil), 3297 nucleotides long. RefSeq names its product 1,25-dihydroxyvitamin D(3) 24-hydroxylase, mitochondrial. Bases 376 to 1911 code for a protein of 511 amino acids. The transcript has 12 exons. Gene Ontology annotation, molecular function: oxidoreductase activity, acting on paired donors, with incorporation or reduction of molecular oxygen; heme binding; iron ion binding. Gene Ontology annotation, biological process: glucocorticoid biosynthetic process; C21-steroid hormone biosynthetic process; cholesterol metabolic process. Gene Ontology annotation, cellular component: mitochondrial inner membrane. Lineage: Eukaryota; Metazoa; Chordata; Mammalia; Rodentia; Muridae. The record is from RefSeq and is a predicted model, not a curated record.
GGGAGCUUGGGGAAAGCACAGCCAGGUACAUCAGACUCGACGGCAUCCCUUGACACCCAGUGGCUUCAGACCUUAGAAGUCAACUUGGCAGACCCACAGAAGACUCUCCCAGGAGCCACCAAGCCCCCGGCCGCUAGUCUCCAGCCCCUUUGGUGGCCAGCUCGGGACAGGCCCCUGCGCCUAAGCCGCUGCACCUUGCAGCAGCAUCCCUGGACGCCUGCCUCUUCGAAGUCCCUCCUGAAGUUUCGCCACACCCGCAGGUUCUGUUUGCCUCUCUUCCCAAAUCGCCAAGACUCCAGAACGCAGUAGCACUUCCGAAACACCUUACCCUUUCCAGCCCCUGCCCCUCUUCGAGCCCACGUGCGGCCUGCUACUAUGAGCUGCCCCACUGAUAAAAGGCGCUCCCUGGUGGCUUUCCUGCGCCGGCUGCGCGACCUCGGACAGCCCCCCAUGUCCAAGGCGAGCGCUCCCCGCGAGCCAAAAGAGGUGCCCCUCUGCCCGCUGGUGACAGGUGCUAAGACUCGGGACGCCACCUCCCUGCCUGGACCCACCAACUGGCCACUGCUAGGCAGUUUACUGGAGAUUCUUUGGAAAGGGGGCCUGAAGAAACAGCAUGAUACUCUGGCCGAGUACCACAAGAACUACGGUGAGAUUUUCCGGAUGAAGCUGGGCUCCUUCGACUCGGUCCACCUGGGCUCGCCGAGACUGCUGGAAGCUCUGUACCGCACCGAGAGCGCACAUCCCCAGCGAAUGGAGAUCAAGCCCUGGAAAGCCUAUCGCGACUACCGCAACGAGAGCUACGGGUUGCUGAUCCUGGAAGGAAAAGAGUGGCAGAGGGUCCGCAGCGCCUUCCAAAAGAAACUAAUGAAGCCGGUGGAGGUCAUGAAGCUGGACAACAAAAUCAAUGAGGUCUUGGCUGAUUUUGUGGGAAGAAUGGAUAAGCUGUGUGAUGAAGGAGGCCGCAUCAAGGACUUGUACAGCGAACUGAAUAAAUGGUCCUUUGAAAGUAUCUGCCUUGUACUAUAUGAGAAAAGAUUUGGGCUUCUUCAGGAGGAGGUAGGGGAGGAGGCACUGACCUUCAUCGCUGCCAUCAAAACAAUGAUGAGCACAUUUGGAAAGAUGAUGGUGACCCCCGUGGAGUUGCACAAGACCCUCAACACCAAAGUGUGGCAGGAGCACACACUGGCCUGGGACACCAUUUUCAAAUCAGUCAAGCCUUGCAUCGACAGCCGCUUGGAGAAAUACUCCCAGCAGCCCAGUGAAGAUUUCCUUUGUGAUAUUUAUCAGCACAAUCGCCUUUCCAAGAAAGAACUGUAUGCUGCUGUCACAGAGCUCCAGCUGGCUGCGGUGGAGACGACGGCCAACAGCUUGAUGUGGAUUCUCUACAACCUAGCCCGGAAUCCCCAAGUACAGCAGAGACUUCUUCUGGAAAUCCAGAGCGUGUUGCCCAAGAACCAGACGCCACGGGCAGAAGACGUGAGGAAUAUACCCUACUUAAAGGCCUGUCUGAAAGAAUCCAUGAGGGUCACCCCAAGUGUGCCGUUUACAACUCGGACCCUGGACAAGCCAACGGUUCUGGGUGACUACACUUUACCCAAAGGAACACUGUUGACCCUAAAUACCCAAGUGCUGGGUUCCAGUGAAGACAACUUCGGAGACUCCGACCAGUUUAGACCUGAACGCUGGCUUCAGAAGGAGAGAAAGAUCAAUCCCUUCGCCCAUCUCCCAUUUGGCCUCGGGAAGAGGAUGUGCAUUGGGCGCCGACUGGCUGAGUUACAGCUCCACUUGGCUCUUUGCUGGAUCAUCCAAAAAUAUAAUAUUGUGGCUACAGACAAUGAACCUGUGGAGAUGCUGCAUCUCGGCAUCUUGGUACCCAGCCGGGAGCUGCCCAUUGCAUUCUGUCCGCGGUAGGAUGCUGAGCAAGAAUUCUGCUCUGCUUAUGGCUUCCAUAUUCCCACACGGCAAACUUCAAGGACCAGAGCUUGGGACAACCUGCAAAGCAUGACAUACCUUGCCUUCUGUAGAACUAUUCUAGAAGCGAUUGUCUACACAAAGAUUUUCGCUGAGACCGUCACUCAGGGAAGCACAGGUCGUGUGGGAGUGCCAGGUCCCACCCUCCAGACCCCACUGCUGGUUUACCUCUGCCAAUCAGAGCCCCUCUUGCUUCUGUGGUCCUGCUCAAGAGCCUGCUAUUUCUCCAUCCUCUGUGACAUCACUGGGAGGCUGAUGGUCAGCUGUUCUAGUAAAGGUCCCUAAGUGUUUCUGCUGCCAAACCCAAAGAAGCAGCUUUAAUUCCCAUUUAUGCUUCAUGAAGAAAGACCUGCUAUGGCUUAAUUGUCUGGGGAUCUGAGUGGGGCUGGCAAACCAUUUAUUAUACCUCUGUUUCAUUCAAUAUUUGAGGAGAUGCCAGCCGAGCUAAGUGUUAGGUAAAGGCUCUCCUAAAGCUAUUUUCCCUGCAUACAAGGGGAAACACUAUUGGAAAUUAGAGACUAUUUCAAGAAGUCCUAUAGUGAAGCCAGCCCCUUGCUGAUGAAUGCUCAGUCAUGCAGAGGACUCUGUAAUUUUUUUUUGUUGUUGUUGUUGGUACCUUUUCUCCAUGGUAUUGGAGUAUGGGUGGAUGAAUCAGCAGUUUCUGGGCUGGCACAUGUGGGCUAGUGUAUGUGCCUGAGUGGCUGUGGGCUCUGAGGGUGCUUUGCUUCAGUCAUGGUUUACAUAAAGACUUAGGAUACCCAGUUUAGUGCAGGACUGUAUCCUGAAAUUUAGUCACCGCUUAAAGGUACGAAUAUACAAUUUAAGAAUAGGACUCUCUAUGCCUUAAUUUCUUUAUCUAUUCAAAGUGAUGGUGAUAAUGUAUGUGUACUCAGAGACUACCUGAGCAAUGUGUAGUGUGACUUGGAACUCUGGGAAAGCACGAUUUCAGAAGUGCAAAACACGGAGUUAUGCACUACUCACAAAAUUUUUUAAAUGUUUACAUAUGACUUGUCCAUUUUCUAACCAGCACCUUUUUUUCUACUGAAGUUUGCUGUUUACUUUUGUAUAUUUGAUAAAGAUUUUCCCGUUUAGAUUAUGGUUUUAGAAUAUUUCUGAAAUAUACAUCCAUAUGUAUUUUUGAAUGAAUUUGUGUAUAUGGCUAACACACGCUUUCUCUUUCUUAUGAAAUUAUGAAAUUAUUUUUGUAGUUGUAAAUCCGGAGACUAAAAAUGUAGUCCCAUUGUAAGGGUUUGCCUAGUCUAUGUGGGGCCCUGGAUUCCAUCCCCAGUACUGCUGAGAAAUAAAAUAAUAAAAUAAAUAAUUACA